AUGACUACAACUUCUAAUAAUAAUAAUAAUAAUAAUAAUGCUGGAGAUCUUCGUGAACAAGGUAAUCAAGCAUUUAAACAAGGUAAAUUUCAAGAUGCAAUUGAUCAAUAUACUGAAGCAUUAAAUCUAUUAACUAAUCUUUCAUUAUCUGAAACCAUAAAAAAUGAAUUAACAAAAUGUUAUAGUAAUCGUUCACAAUGUUAUAUUAAUUUAAAUCAAUAUGAAGAUGCUAUUGAAGAUACAACACGAGCACUUGAAUAUACACCUACUGAUCAAAAAUCUUUAUAUCGUCGAGCAACUGCAUUUGAACAUUUAGGAAAAUUACAUGAAGCUAUAUCAGAUGCACAACGUUUAAUAUCAAUAUCACCAAAAAGUAGUUCAAAUGAUGAACAAACAAAUACUCUUUUAAGAAAAUUACGUGAAAGUGCACAAAGCAAACAUACUCAACAAACACAAUUAACAUCUCAAAUUCAACAAAUGUUUGAAGCUAUAAAUAUAAAAUCUAAUCAAGAAGCAGCAUUGAAUAAUCUUCUUGUUAUAUCACGUGAAGAUGCUGGUGCAGAAGGAAUUCUUGCUUAUGAUUGUGAUCUACGACAAAUAAAGGAAUUUAUUCAAACAAAUGAACGAAUUACUAUUCUUGGUAUUAUAAGAGUAUUGGCUUCGAUUAUUAGAAAUUCAUAUAAACGAGCUGAAAUGGUUUAUCAUAAACUUGGUCUUCAAUUAAUUGCUCGCUGUUUAUCAAUGGAUGAUACAGAAAUACCUGCAAGUACAACUAUUUUAGUUCAUAAUAUGAUUAUGUCAAUAUGUGAUCUUGAAAAUCGUCGAAAAAUUCAAAAACCUAUAAAUGUACCUUUUAAUUUCGAUCAAUCUGUAAUUGAAUUUAUUAAUAAUAUAUUUCGUAUGUUCAAUGAAUUAAUUGAUGAUAAAACAUGUUCAGCUAUUGGUCGUGAUUGUUGUCUUGAUCUUGUUGCUAAAUUUGUUGAUCGAGCAAAUGGUUGUAAUUGGAUUAGUAAAUUUAUAGUCUCAGGUAUACCCAAAGUCCUUCGAGUAGCAGCAACGGUACCUAAUUUUCCAGAUAAUGAUAAAAAAUCAUAUUCAAUAACUGAACAAACUAAAAUGCAUAUUUCUUGUGUACUUAGUGUGGUCUAUCAUGAUUUAUGCUCGGAUAAAGAACGAGAAGAAUUUAAUAAUGAAUGUAUAGAAUUUAUUAAAGCUUUACAUGACAAAGAUGAUAUACAAUCACGAGUACGAACAAUAUCUGUUUUGUCUGUUCUUUUACAAGGUCCUUUUGAUACUGGUAAUGCAAUCUUAGGUAGUCAAAAUUUAGUAGAUUUAAUGUUACAAAUGGCUAGUUCAAAUGAUCCAAUACAAGAACGUAUUGCAGUUGAAGCUAUUGUUUUAUCAGCAUCAAAAAAAGAUAAAGCAGCUGGUAUUAUACAACAAGGUGCUAAUAUUCUUAAAAAUCUCUAUCGAUCAACAAAUGAAGAUAUUAAAGUACUUGCUCUUGUGGGUUUAUCAAAAAUUGCAUCAAGUAAAGGUACAGAUACAAGUACAAGUCUUGUUGCUGAAGGUUCAUGUCAAACACUUAGUCGUGCAUGUUGCAAAUUUUUAACAACAAAUCAAAGUUUUGAUAUUCGUCGUUGGUCAGCUGAUGGUUUGGCUUAUUUAUGUUUAGAUGCUGAUGUUAAAGAAGAACUUGUUGAUAAUUUAUCAGCAUUGAAAGCUCUUUUUACUUUAUGUCAAUGUCAAGAUGCACAUGUUUUAUAUUCAAUAAUAACAAUAUUUGUUAAUUUAACUAAUACAUAUGAUAUAAAAAAACCGGAUAAAGAAAUGACUGAAUUAGCUACUUAUGCUAAACAACAUAUACCAAAAGAACAUCCAAAAGAUGAAAAAACAUUUUUUGAUGAACGUCGACGAAAAUUAGUCGAAGCUGGAAUUAUUCCUGUUUUAGUACAAUUAUGUAAACAUAAAAGUGAAAAUUGUCGUGAACAAAUAGCUCGAGUAUUUCUUGGUCUUUGUGAAAAUGAAAAAUAUCGUGGACCAAUUGUUGCUGCUGGUGGAGCUAAAGCAUUACUUCCACUUGCAUUGGAAGGAACAUCUAUUGGUAUGACAAAAGCAACACAAGCAUUAGCUAAAAUUGCUAUAACAACAAAUCCAGAAAUAGCUUUUCCUGGACAACGUAUGCUUGAACUUGUACGACCAAUAAUAAAACUUUUAAAAAUUGAACAUACAGCAUUAGAAAAUUUUGAAGCAUUAAUGGCUUUAACAAAUUUAGCUAGUAUUGGUGAAAGUGUUCGAAAACGUAUUUUAAAAGAAGAUGGAUUUUCAAAUAUAGAACAAUAUCUGUUUGAAGAACAUCCAAUGUUAAAACGAGCAGCUGUUGAAUGUAUGUGUAAUUUAGUUGUUCAAGAAGAAAUUAUGAAAUAUUUUACAAGUGAAAAUGAUCGUAUUAAAUUAUUAGUUUUAUUAUGUGGUGAAGAAGAUGAAUUAUUAAUAAAAGCAGCUUUAGGAACAUUAGCUGUUUUAUCAUCUUUACAAGCUGAUCUUGAAUAUAUAAAAGAUUUAAAUUUAGAAGAUGAAGAACGUAAACGUUUAAAUGAUUUAAUUCAAAAUAAUCGAAUUAUAUGUGAAAAAAUACUUGAUGUUAAAUCAUUUACUGAAAUUUUUAAACAAUUAUGUGCUUGCAACAAUCCAGAUUUACAAUUUCGAGCAUUUUAUAUAAUUCGUAAUAUAGUUAAAACUAAUAAAGAACUUGGAAUACGUAUUGUUGAAACAGAAUUAAUGGAUAUUUUAUUUGCUAUUAAAGAAAUUAAAGAUGAUCGUCUAAUCAAUGAAAAGAAUCGUAAAAUAGCUUCGGAUAUUGUUGAACUCUGUUUAAAAUAUGGCCUUAUUCAACGAAAUAAAGAUCAUACAAUCAAAGAAGAAGAUGAAACUACAGUUACGAAUUAA
Rotaria sordida is the source of this 2949-nucleotide messenger RNA. NCBI's taxonomy places the organism in Eukaryota, Metazoa, Rotifera, Eurotatoria, Philodinida, Philodinidae. The record is from the annotation of a GenBank genome assembly.